Molecule: messenger RNA, 585 nt
Organism: Drosophila kikkawai
Lineage: Eukaryota; Metazoa; Arthropoda; Insecta; Diptera; Drosophilidae
Product: transcription activator GAGA
Source: RefSeq, a predicted model, not a curated record
AAGAGGGAAGUCCACGUUGUGCUCGGCCCGUGUCCAACCAGUUUCGAGUGGCUAUAAGCCAAACAGAAAAUUCGAUAAAUACUCACAAUGCGUACAAUAGCUUAACAGUUGACUGAAGUGUUUCAGCGAAAUAAGAUUGGAAAAUAUUCGAACUACUAAAGUACAAAAUAGAAGCUAAAAAUGAAAUUUUUGAUACUCGUCUUUGUGACCCUUGUUGCCUUGGCCUCGGCUCAGUUUGGACUCUUUGGAGAAUUGGUACGGGAUGUUGAGCAAUUCGGACAGCAACAGCAACAGCAGCAGCAGCAACAGCAAAGCGGAUUUGGAGGAGGGCAACAGGAGCAGCAACAGGAGCAGGGCGUCAUCUUCAAAGGUCCUUUUGGCGGCGAAGUAGAGUUCUUCCAGGAGCAGCAGCAAGAGCAGCAAGGCGGCGGUGGCCAACAGCAACAGCAACAGCAGCAGGAAAAUCUUUUUAAUUUCUUUGGUUAAACUUAAAAAGCCAAGAUCACUGAGAAACAGUCUGAAUGCAAUCCCCUAGAUUUAUAAAAAGCCGUGAUUCCCAAAUAAAAACACCAUUAACCAAGGAAA